Laetiporus sulphureus 93-53 is the source of this 1090-nucleotide messenger RNA. RefSeq lists its product as uncharacterized. Bases 180 to 830 code for a protein of 216 amino acids. NCBI's taxonomy places the organism in Eukaryota, Fungi, Basidiomycota, Agaricomycetes, Polyporales, Laetiporaceae. The record is from RefSeq and is a predicted model, not a curated record. The transcript is spliced from 4 exons.
CGAGCUGGCACCCCAUCCGAGAAGAAGACUCUGAGGGAAGCCUGCGCGCAGUGGCAGAGAGAAGCGUGAUGUAAUGUGUGACUUUGUGCAAUACAAGCUGCCGCGUGGCGAGAAGAGGGUGGACACGGUCAAUAGGAGAAGAUGGAAGGGCGCGAAUAUUGAGCUGAGGCUGCAGGUGGAUGGCGGGAUCGGAGAUCGGGAAUCUGGACUGGCGGCCCUGGGAUCCUCCAUUUCCGGCCUUUCUCCCUCCUGUCAAGCAUCCCGCCCCUGCUCGCCGCCGCCCAUGUGCAUCCGAGCCAGCGCGCCGCCGCCCGCGCGAGUGUGCCCGCCGUGUGCCCGACGCGCCGCACCUGCCGCAUUUGGUCGCGGUGGCGGGUUGCGCGCGUGUGACGCGUGACCGCAGAGGCUGUGCUCGUCACUUGUGGUGUGACUUGGGCUCAUCUGCGCCUGCGUCGCACGCGAACGGGGCCGCAAGCACCUGGCAGAACCUGGCAGAUCUCCAUCGUCCCGGCACCCGCGACUUCCAAUCUGCCUCCCUUCCGAUCCGCGUCGUCAUCUCCAGACACGGACGGACGAAGAGCCAUCCAUUGCUGAUUUGUCGGCUCCCCCGCAAUCGCCUCGGAAUCGGCCCACGCAGUCGCCCUUUCUCUGUGCGCCCCUCCAGGCUCGGCGGCUCCCACCCGUAUCCACCCUCUAUCCAUCCGACAUCCUCCAGGUGGACACGCAUUGGAGGAUUGGUCUAUUCUAGAGCAGUCAAUUCAAUAUUUCAGAACAUACCUACAUCGUUUGUUCUCCAUUCAAGCAUCUAUCUUUUGCACAACAACACGUAAAGUGCCAACAUGAAUACGAAUGCAGGCCCAAGCGGGCAAGGUUUAUCCGCAGCGCAGAUCCAGCAACUAUAUGCCGCUCGCAACGCCAGCGGAGGCGGGCCGUUCAACCCACAAAUGUUUCAGCAAUUCGCACAACACCAGCAGCAGGGUGGCGCAAAUCCGGGACAGGGCAACAUCAAUCCGGCCACGCUGAUGAGGCUGCAGCAGAUGCAGCAGAUGCAGAGGCAGAGCGGGGGCAUGGGCGGUGUGACGCCUGCGCA